AGUCACACUAGAGAGACUUGUUAUCGCCUACAUGGACGUCCACCUUAUGCAGCCAGUACUGCUAACAUGGUUGUGGGCAUUUUAGAGGGUCAUGCAUCUAUCACACCCAGUGAUUCCUCACCAGUGACUAUCUUCGAGGGGGAGUAUGCUCAGUUUCUUUAGUUCCAGGUAGCACAACAGGCUACUUCACCUGUCACAUCUUUUGCUGACACUGGUAACCCUACUGCCUGCUUUACUAAGUCUUCAUCUUCUCUUGGCCCAUGGAUCUUCGACUCCGGUGCCACCAAUCACAUGUCUGGUAAUCGUUCUCUCCCAUCUCAUGUUCAAACUUCGCAGUCUCUACCUCCUGUUACAUUGGCUGAUGGCUCUCAAGCCUCAGUCACGGGUAUUGGUACCGCAUUACCUCUUCCUACUUUACCAUUAUCAUCUGUUUUACAUUUACCACAAUGUACCUUUAAUUUGCUCUCUGUCAAUCAACUCACUCGUAGUCUUAAUUGCUCUAUAACUUUCUCGUCUGAUUUUGUUCUUGUGCAGGAUCGGGGGACUGGGCGGACGAUUGGCACGGGGCUUGAGUCUCACGGUCUCUACUAUCUGUCUCUCCCUGCUUCUUCAGCGGCGUGCAUGAUAACAUCUUCCCCACUACAAGUCCAUUGUCGGUUGGGACAGCCAUCUCUUCCCAUCUCAAGAAGAUGGUUCCCAAUCUCUCUAGUAUUUCUUCCUUAAGAGUGCAAGUCUUGUCAAUUUGGGAAACAUGUUCGUAGUUCUUUCCCAAGUAGAGUUACUAAACGUGCUAGUUCUCCUUUUUCAGUAGUCCAUUCAGACGUAUGGGGUCCUAGUCGUGUCAGUUCACAAGACGGUUUUCGUUAUUUUGUAACAUUUAUUGAUGAUUUCUCUCGGAUUACAUGAUUAUAUUUAAUGAAAACGCGUUCAGAGUUAUUUUCAGUCUUCACUACAUUUUGUGCUGAAAUUAGAACACAGUUUAAUUUGCCUAUCCGUGUUCUUCGUAGUGAUAAUGCUCUUGAAUAUUUGUCUCUCCCAUUUAGAUCUUAUAUGGCAUCCAAUGGGAUUCUUCACCAGAUUUCGUGUCCUGGAACCCCACAACAAAAUGGGGUAGCUAAACGCAAGAAUCGUCAUUUAAUUGAGACAGCCCGCACACUUCUUCUUCAUAUGCAUGUUCCUCUUCAAUACUGGAGUGAUGCUGUCUUAACUACAUGUUACUUAAUUAACCGCAUGCCAUCUUCUGUCCUUAAUGACCAGAUUGCUCAUUCUAUUCUUUUUCCUCGGGUUGAUUUAUAUUCUCUUCCCCCUAGUAUCUUUGGGAGCACGUGCUUUGUUCACCAUCUUGUCCCAAGUCGUGAUAAGUUAUCUGCUCGUUCUGUCAAAUGUGUUUUUUUUGGAUUAUUCUCGCUUUCAAAAGGGGUAUCGUUGCUACUCUCCUCAAUUAACUCGAUAUUUUGUUUUAGCGGAUGUUACCUUCUUCGAGUCAUCUUCUUAUUUCCCUUCUUCAUCUGCAAUCUCCGAUUUUGUGUCUGUUGGGUUACCUUUGCUUGUUCCUUCUCUUGACCUCACAUCACCUCCAUCUCCAACGUUUUCACCAUUUCCACCAUCCUUUGCUUCUCGCCUUGACCGCUUUGAUCUUCAGGUCUAUCAACGGCGUCCACAUCUCGUGGCCCAACCAGCACCGACUGUUGUCGCUAGUCCGCAGGAGCCGUCUCCUGACUCAUCCUCGGUGCCAAUUCGUUCUUCCUCCUUUGGUCCGUCGCCUUCGACUUUUGAUCUUGACUUGCCUAUUGCUCUUCGUAAAGGGUGGCGGGCUGCUAUGGUCGAAGAAAUGUCUGCUUUACAUUCCACUGGGACUUAGUACCUCUUCCCAAGGGUAAGUCUACUCUUGGUUGUCGCUGGGUUUACACUGUUAAAGUUAGCCCUGAUGGCCGGAUUGAUCGUCUUAAGGCUCGCCUUGUUGCUAGAGGAUACACUCAGGUUUUUGGUCUUGAUUAUGGCGAUACAUUCUCUUGUUGCUAAG
Diospyros lotus (date-plum) is the source of this 2023-nucleotide messenger RNA. RefSeq lists its product as uncharacterized. The record is from RefSeq and is a predicted model, not a curated record. Bases 1250 to 1861 code for a protein of 203 amino acids. The transcript is spliced from 2 exons. Lineage: Eukaryota; Viridiplantae; Streptophyta; Magnoliopsida; Ericales; Ebenaceae.